This is a messenger RNA of Andrographis paniculata, 747 nucleotides long. RefSeq lists its product as uncharacterized. Lineage: Eukaryota; Viridiplantae; Streptophyta; Magnoliopsida; Lamiales; Acanthaceae. The coding region runs from base 73 to 627 and encodes 184 amino acids. The record is from RefSeq and is a predicted model, not a curated record. The transcript has a single exon.
UACAGACCACCACCAUCAUCAGUCACAUAUAGACAGACAGACAGUACACAUCCAUUCUCAAUUAAGACAAUAAUGUCUGUGAUCACCGACGAAAUCCGGCGGCAGGCGUCGGAGCUGUACGAGGGCGACGCCAAGUGCCAGGAAAAGUCGAAAUUCCUGCUGACGGAGAUCGGGCUCCCCAACGGGCUGCUGCCGCUGCAAGACAUCGAGGAGUGCGGCUACAUAAAGGACACCGGAUUCGUGUGGCUCCGGCAGAAGAACAAGUGCCAGCACAAGUUCCAGAAGAUCGACCGCCUCGUCCAGUACGCCACCGAGGUCACCGCCUACGUCGAGCCCAACCGGAUCAGGAAGCUCACCGGCGUCAAGACCAAGGAGCUCCUCCUCUGGGUCACUCUCAGCGACAUUUACGUCGACGACCCCCCCACCGGAAAAAUCACCUUCAAGACUCCCGCCGGCCUCUUCCGCUCCUUCCCCGUCGACGCCUUCCAGAUCGACGCCCCACCCGCGCCACCACCGCCGCCGCCGGAGGUCGAAAAAGUGGAUCGCGAUGAGGAGGAGGAGAAGAAGGAGGAGGAGGUGAAGAAUAUUCCGGCGCCGACGGCUGAAGUGGAGGUGAAAGAAGUGUAAUUAAUUUGGAAUUUGGAUCAUCAUCAUAUAUAUAUAUAUAUAUAUAUAUCUGUUAUCGUUGUUGUAUUUAAUUUGUUGGCUGCUAUUCCGGGCAAUUUGCAAUUCCCUUUUUAUCCUAAA